Molecule: messenger RNA, 1497 nt
Organism: Closterium sp. Yama58-4
Lineage: Eukaryota; Viridiplantae; Streptophyta; Zygnematophyceae; Desmidiales; Closteriaceae
Source: the annotation of a GenBank genome assembly
AUGCCUGGAGGAAAAUCUCCUUCAGACUCGUCAAACAUCUCUAAACCCGCCAGAAAAUCCAACAAGUCUUGGUCCUUCAGAAACGCUGUGGGCAUGCCUUGGAGCCCUGUAGGUGGGGCAGAUGAAAACAUUGACUCUCCCAGGUCACAGUGGUUCGGGCAGGUGAAUAAAGGCGCUGGGAAGUCGGGCCUGGGGGUUCGUUCUGGGGCAGCUGUGGGAAGCGCAGGGCAGGGGCCUGAUGUCUGGGCUGCAUCAGGAGAGGAGAACCCGCAUGGUGAUGCUUUGGCUGAUGUGGCUGAAGGGGAGGAUGGGGAAGCAGAGGAGAGGUCUGGAGGUAGUGAAGGGUCGGAGGGUGUAAGGGAGCCAGGUAUGGGAGAAGAGGUUGAGGAGGAGGAUUGGGAGGAUGCAGGGGAUGGAGAGGUGGAGGAAAAGAGGGAUGGGAGGGAUGGGAUGGGAGCUGCGAACGAGCAGGUGGGCUCUGUUGCUGCUUCCCGGAAAGGUUUUGUGGAAUCUGGGAGGGUGACUAGCAUUGGAAUCCCGCCUGUGUGGAACGGAAUUUGUGAAAUGACCCCCAGACCACAGCGGCCGGCUAGCAGGUUCGCAGUAGAUAGAGGUGCGGGCAAGGACAGUGCGGUUGCUGCUGCUGUGGUGGGUGGAGAGGAGACGGGGAACGGGCAGCUGUUUGCUGAUGGGUUGGACGGGAAGGGGUUAGCGCGAGAGGGAAGUGGGGGUUCAGGCGAAGCUUCAUUUGGAAGGAUUGCGGAGGAUGGUUCUGGUACGCUUGCUGUGGCAUCGGAAUUGGGCGGAAAUGCUGCAGAAGAGUGGCAAAAAGAGAUCUCUUCUGUGGGGUAUUCAGAAGAGGGUUAUGCGAGCUAUUCUGGUCCAGCCAGUGAUGCACCAGGCCAGCAGCAAUAUGAAGGUCCAGUGAGAAGUGUGGAGGACCUUGUGAGGGCAGGUGAAGAGGAGGCGAGCUGUGGCUGGCAGUAUGUGCCCUGUGGGAUGAGUCGGGGCGAGACUGAUUGUGGUAAUUGGGAAGAAAAUGCUGGGGGUGAGGAGAGUGCUGCGAGGGAGGGGAAUAUGACUGGGGAGGAGAGAGCCUACAAGGAGGAGAGUGCUGGGCGGGAGGAGAAUUCUGGCAGGGAGGAGAGUGCAAGCAGAGAGGAGAGUGAAAGCAGAGAGGAGAGUGAAAGCAGAGAGGAGAGUGAAAGCAGAGAGGAGAGUGAAAGCAGAGAGGAGAGACAUGAGAGGAAGCACAGGAGCAGGAAGCUGGGAGAUGGGGAGUGGGUGGAGCAGCCAGAGCCUGGCGUGUAUGUGACUCUGGCAAAACUGCCUGGAGAAGGGACUGAGCUGCGUCGGAUACGGUUCAGCCGCAAGGUUUUCAUGGAGAAGCAAGCAGAAACAUGGUGGGCGGAGAACAAGGCAGCGGUAACAGCUAUGUACCAUAUCGUCAGCACGGCGAAGAAAACGGUGGUCGAUCCAGGGGAAGUCCAGCAAUAA